UGUGAAUUCCUUUCCGAAGCGUGGUUGUUGAAAAGCUUUGUUUUUAUUUUUCCUCAUAACUAUUAAGCCGAGAGACUGGAAGUCAUUUAUUAAAAAUUAGUUAAACGCUUUUCUCGUGUUCAUUCAUUUAAAUAUACUGAAGUACAACAAUGGUAGUGGUGUCAAGUAAUUUUGCUGAGCCGGCCGAUGGUGUGUUGCUACAGUCUCCAUCAACUAAACUUCUCAUAAAUGAUCAAGAAUUAGGUACAGCUACGUUGUACAUCACUGAAAACAACGUCAUAUGGGGCGGAGGCGUUAGUCCAUCAGGCAAUCCAGCUCCGACCAUCAAUCUACUCUAUCCAAGCAUAUCUCUACAUGCGAUACAACGUGAACCAUCUCCUGCCUUGUACAUGGUUCUUAAUUAUGAGUUACGUUUACCAGAACUCAGUCAGCAAGCAGGUUCCACUGAUGCCGACGACGAUGAUGACUUUGAUGUCGAUGAUCAACCCAUAACACAGCUCAGAUUCAUCCCAGAAAACGAGAACGAAUUACAAGCCAUGUAUUCGGCCAUGUGUCAGGGACAAGAAUUGCAUCCGGAUCCGGCUGAUGAGGUCGAGGAUGAUGACCCAUACAUGGACGGAGAGGAGUUUGAUGAAGGGGAGGAGGAGUUUGAAGAUGCUGAGGAGAGCGCGCCCGACCCCGCCGCCGCGCUGCGACGCAUGAGGCUCGGCCCCCCGCCCGGUAACGGCCACGACGCGGACCUGGCCAACAAGUGAAGACAGGCGCGCGAGCUAGUCGUCCAGUCGACACGAUCUGUAACAAAACUGUUGUUAGAGUUACAUUUUAAUUUUUAAUAAUAAACGCGUAGGUAUUGUAUGUUUGUAAGCGAUGUCUGAAGUACUGAAUAUUUGUUUCUUUAUAAUAAAUAAACUGUGUAAAGCUUUUGCUUUUUUAAUCGAAUUUUAAUAAUCUAUAUAUAUAUAUA
Messenger RNA from Bombyx mandarina (wild silkworm), 964 nucleotides. RefSeq names its product chloride nucleotide-sensitive channel icln (gene icln). NCBI's taxonomy places the organism in Eukaryota, Metazoa, Arthropoda, Insecta, Lepidoptera, Bombycidae. The record is from RefSeq and is a predicted model, not a curated record.